AUGGUUGGCUUGUCUGAAAAGUUCGCCGGUCCAGGUUUAGAAGACUUCGAUAUCUAUCGAAACCUUGGCUUGGACCCUCACGACAAGAGUAGCAGCAUUAACAACAUUGAAGACCUUAAAAGGCUUGCGAAGAAGGCCCAGAUGAAGCUCCACCCAGACAGAUUAAACCGCAUGGAGUCCUCCGCACCUGAAGGCGUAGAUUUGGCCACGCUCAAUGGGCUCGUAGAUCGUUUGGCAAGAUGCCUACACCUACAGGCGGACGCCUUUAUCGAGCUGAAGGAGCGUGCUAAAGAUAAAUGGCGAAGCACAUGGAAGAUCACGGACGAGAUUGGCGACUGGGACCCGCAUGGGCCCUCUCCAUACCCUAAGAAGAGGACUAGACAAAUGGACGCUCAGUAUCCAACCGAUUCAACCACAGGCAGUUGUCCUUGUGAACGACCGCCUGAACCACAUGUGCAUUGUUACGCUAAGAAUAACACGCGUUCGUAUUCAACCAGGGCUCGCCCAGGUGAUACCGAAGAUGAUCCUAUCCCAGUCAUUAGUGACGAUGAGGAAGAGGACGUGCGCCUAGGUUUAGAUGAAGCUCACUCGGUUCACUUAGGUGACAAAAAAGAAGAUCCUAUCCCAAUCAUCAGCGACGAUGACGAAGAAGCUGAUCCUGCAGCUGCCACCUCUUCUAUACCACCGCUUGCCGACCCUCGACACUAUGUUGGCCAAUUUCGAGCUCACAUGCAGCAUACAAACAAUCGCGCAACAUUCAGAUACGAACUGAGCAGUCAACAAUUGAAAGAGUUGGGCGAAAGAUUCGUGCAAUCCGAACAAGGAAACAAAAAUUUUAGUCCGAUUGCUGUCAUUGGGGUGGUACGGAAGCAUGGUGAUCAUGAUACCAAUGCUAUUCCAGAGUACGUGGUAACAGCUUGCCUGGGAUCCAACUCCGUCAGACUGAGAGUUUGGAAUCAAGAUAUCCGCUGCCAAAAAUUGCCAGACUGGGUAAAGGGGAAACGGAGGAGCAUGGUUCGUGAGGAUUUUGGCGCACUGGGCUAUCAAUUUUCUCCUUUUGAUCAUUUGACAAGGAAUGAACUAGAAACACAUUUGAGGAGUAUGGUCAAAGAGUAG
Messenger RNA from Exserohilum turcica Et28A, 1116 nucleotides. RefSeq lists its product as uncharacterized. The record is from RefSeq and is a predicted model, not a curated record. NCBI's taxonomy places the organism in Eukaryota, Fungi, Ascomycota, Dothideomycetes, Pleosporales, Pleosporaceae. Bases 1 to 1116 code for a protein of 371 amino acids. The transcript has a single exon.